This is a messenger RNA of Sphaerulina musiva SO2202, 4385 nucleotides long. RefSeq lists its product as uncharacterized. Lineage: Eukaryota; Fungi; Ascomycota; Dothideomycetes; Mycosphaerellales; Mycosphaerellaceae. Gene Ontology annotation, molecular function: protein binding; calcium ion binding. The record is from RefSeq and is a predicted model, not a curated record. Gene Ontology annotation, biological process: endosomal transport; endocytosis. The coding region runs from base 52 to 4242 and encodes 1396 amino acids. The transcript has 3 exons. Gene Ontology annotation, cellular component: cytoplasm; plasma membrane.
GUGCCCAGCCACCGCUCACUCUCACGCUUCUGCUUUGGAUGAGCGCGCACCAUGUCAUCAGAGUCCGAUCACUCCAUCCUGAAUCUCAGUCCUGAAGAGAAACGCGCGUUUGCCUUCCUCUUCAACCAAGCCGACAAGGACCAGCUGGGCGUCGUCACGGGCGAGAACGCCGUCAACUUCUUCGAGCGCACCAAAGUCUCACCCGACGUCCUCGGCGAGAUAUGGCAGAUCGCAGAUACGGAGAACCGCGGCUUCUUGUCGAAACCAGGCUUCUGCAUGGUCUUGAGAUUGAUCGGACACUACCAAGCUGGGAAACAGCCGAGCAAUGAGCUGGCCUUCAAGGCUGGCCCUGUGCCCAAGUUCGAGGGAUUGCAGAUACCCGGCGUCAGUGGUACGCCAACAGUAGCAGCUGCACCGAAUCCAGCGAUAGCAGGCUUCCCAGCGAAUCCGAUACAACCUCAACUGUCCGGCUCAGCUCCUAUCCGCGUGCCUCCGCUCGAUCCUGCGAAGGUGCAGCAAUACACCGCGCUGUUCGAGCACUCGGGAACACAGAAUGGGUUACUUGAUGGAGGAACUGCAAAGGCGAUAUUUGAAAGAGCUGGUUUGCCAAACGAGACACUGGGGCGCAUAUGGAUGCUUGCGGAUCGUCAGCAAAGGGGAGCACUGGAUCAGGCGGAGUUCAUCGUGGCAAUGCAUCUCUUGACAAGUAUGAAGACGCGCUCCAUGGCAGCAUUGCCAGCUACACUUCCACAGGGCUUAUACGAAGCUGCGGCGCGAAGAGGAAGUCGGACAGGCACUGGCCCAACCCCUAUCCCGAGACAGCUCACCGGACAGGCCGCCGGGCCCGCGCGUGCCCAGAGCCCCUUAGCACGCCCGCCGAACUAUACCACCCCUCCGCCGAUCCCCGCGCAGACGACCGGCCAGCCGUGGCUGAUUACGCCUGCAGACAAAGCCAAAUUCGACCAGUUCUUCAGCACGAUUGAUACUGUGGGACGAGGGAUCAUCAAUGGAGACCAGGCUGUUUCUUUCUUCUCCAAUUCUGGACUUUCCGAAGAAUCUCUUGCUCAGAUCUGGGAUCUGUCAGAUAUCAAGAGUGAGGGUCAGCUCACCAAGGACGAGUUUGCGGUCGCUAUGUAUUUGAUAAGGCAGCAGCGGGCACCAAAUGCACCCCCGCUGCCAGCCUUCUUGCCACCAGGGCUUGUACCCCCAAGCAUGAGAGCACAGCAGCAGCAACCUCAGUCCACCGCUCCAGCCUUUGAUAAUGCAGCUCAGAAGUCUACCAUGCCGAAGUCUGCUGCUGAUGACCUCUUUGGGUUGGACGAGCCAGCUCAACCUCAAUUGCCUCAGGCACCCGCGCUACAGCCACAGGGGACCGGGGCUUCUGCAGCACGAGAUCCAUUCGCUGGAGGAUCUCCUGCUACUCCCAGUAGUCCAGCACGAUUCCAGCCGCAGUCGACGGGACCGGCUGGCAUAUUCAAGCCUUUCAUUCCUUCGUCUGCUUUCGGCGCUACUCUGGCACAGCAAAAUACUGGUGGUUCAUUUGGGUCAACCCAACGUGCGCCUCCUCCACCUUCUGCCAACGAUGACUUGCUCGGUGAUAAUGAUGCUCACGCUGCUGAGUCCAGUAAGAUCACACAUGAGACUACCGAGCUGGCGAAUAUGAGCAACCAGAUCGGCAAUCUUCGGGGACAGAUGGAGCAGACUCAGACGAAGAAGAGUGUUGCGCAAGCUGAGCUGAACCAGACAAGCUCACAGAAACGUGAUCUUGAGCUGCGACUACAGCAGUUUAGAGCCCAAUUCGAGCAAGAAGUGCGCGCUGUUAAGGAACUGGAAGCACAACUCGCCACGUCCCGAGAUUCUACCAAGAAGCUAAGCCAGGAGCUAGCGCUUCUCGAAGGCAAUUACCAAGAUCUACAUACACAGCAUCAGACUGUUUCGCAGCAGCUCCAAGCCGAUCAGCAAGAGAAUGCCAGUCUCAAGCAGCGCCUGUCGCAGGUGAACGCUGAAGUGACAAGGUUGAAGCCGGAGAUUGAAAAGCUGAAGCUCGAAGCAAGACAGCAAAAGGGCAUGGUAAGCAUUAACAAAAAGCAGCUUGCCACGAGCGAGGGCGCACGGGACCAGGCUAUGUCUGAGAAAUCGACCCUCGAGCGCGAGGCGGCAGAACGAGAUGAGCUCGCACGAGCACAGCCUGUAGAAGCUCCAGCGUCCGGUCUGGGAUCGGGCUAUGUCAGCCCAGGCAUGGCAAGUCCAGCUAGCACUCUUAGCGCGAACAACCCUUUCUUUAGGAAGUCGAGCAAUGAAGGUGGCGAGCAGCGUGCCCUGAGUCCGCAAGCGACUGGCACUGGACCCACGCCGAGCGCAUUUGACGCACUGUUUGGACCUCCUGGCGCCUUUGCACCACAAGGACAAGCGAGCAGUAGAACAGGCACUCCUCCUGCGACCAGCUUCGUCGCUCGUACGCUCCCAGCCGUAGGCGGUGUUGCCGGUGGUGCUGCGCUGGGUGCCGCAGCGGCUACUGGAAUGUCAGAUUCAGUACAGAGCGUGUCUUCGGUAGGCCAGCAUACACCUGCAGCCACGCCUCCUCUGUCUGAGAAGGCGAAUGAGAGCCCCGUUGUACAUGAGCCACCACCGCCCCCUCAAGAUCGGCAGUUCUCGGCCUCUCAGCUACCGAUCGUCCCGCCCGAGGACAAGAGCAAAGAAAUGGACAACGACUCUACCAAAGUCUUACCGCCGCCAAGCAGAGCCGGUGAUACUAGUACCCUUAGAGAUGUGUUUCCUCAAUCUGGCGCUACCUCUUUGCGUCCAUCUGGAGCUUUCCCAGAGGAUCCGACCACGGAGACAGCGGCAACAGAGGGCGUCCCUGGUGCGUUUCCGGUGGAUGAGACACCGCUUGCGUCACGCGCAGUCACCCCGGCUGCUGCAAAAGACGACUUUGACUCGGCAUUCGAUGGAUUCGGUGACGGCCAGAAGUCCAAAGACGCGGAACACGAUGAUCCUUUCGCAGUGCCUAGUGCAUCGGUGGCGACCGCACCAGGGGCCGGCGCUGGUCGCUCUGAGUUUCCACCGGUCCGUACACUCGAACGUGACUACAGCGAGAGUGAUAGCAGUGACGAUGAAGACUCCCGAGGUUUCGAUGACGAUUUCACAGCCGCUUCGCCGCCGAGAUCUCAUGCACCGCCAACAGGGGGCCGAAGCCUUGGGGAAGAUCCUUCUACGUCGGCAGCAGCACUCUCGGCUGCGUCUUUCCCGAAUCCAUUAUCAAGUACCUAUCCUCCAGCCCCCAACGCUCAGGACUCGUCCCCUGUGCAGGAAGUUAGCAACAAAGUCUCACACGGUGGACACGGCGAACAGGCCGAGAAGAACCAGCUGCCAUCAGAAUUUGAUGGAUUGUUACCCUCCCGAGAAGACCCGACGAGCAUUUCACAGGCGCAUGGGCCAUCACAGACCGUGGCAUCAGCAGUCGAAGUAGCACCAGAGUCUAGCAAGCAAGGGCAUUUACAGACGCCACCUGCCACAUCAAGCGAUGCCAAUCCAUUCCCAAGCGUAGCUACGAGCUCGGUGCCCACUACAGCCUCAGCUACAAAGGGCGCAUUCGACGACUUCGAUGACUUCGACGAUCUUGCCGAAGCUAAAGAGGCUGAUAAGACUGGGGGAGAUUUCGAGUUUGGUUUCAAUGGAGUAGGCGACGAGUUCAGCCCGACAUUUGACUCACCCGCGACAAGUAUGACCACCACCAUGGCUUCAUCUCAACAAACGCCGGUAGUUGCCGAUCGUAACCUACAGGGCGGAAGCGCGUCCUCGAAUGGUUUUGCUGACCACCAAUCCUCUCGGUCAGCAUUCGACAACCCCGCAGUCACGAGCAGCAGCUCCAGUAUUCACCAGAGCCCACAGAAUGGACAGCAUGAUUGGGAUGCGAUAUUCUCGGGGUUGGAUAACAGCAAGCAGAUUGACACGACUCUCAACCCCAGUGAUCCAUGGGGCGAAAGUGCGAACGUGACACAAACCGCUACUGCAACGCCGCCACAUGCUUCGAAACCAUCGUUCCCGCCAGGCUCAAUUGCUGCACAGCCUCCCAAAAGUGUUCCGAAUCGAGGCGGUGCUUUGACGCCUGGCACCGAGCAUGAUGAUCCAAUUUUGAAGAGAUUGACAGGUAUGGGAUACCCAAGAGGACAGGCUCUGGCUGCGUUGGAAGAAUUUGAUUAUGACAUUAACAGAGCUGUUGAUCACUUGACGAGCCAGUAAAGAGGGGAUGCGAUUUGCGCUACAGAGAGGAGGUAAUUAAUACCAGCGUGUGACGUGUAGAUAUUCUUGUAGCCCAUUCACUUUGAGGGCAAUGUAUGUACUUUAGACCAAGCUCCCUCCGGAUUGAAUAAGCACGAUCAGGG